This is a messenger RNA of Pipistrellus nathusii (Nathusius's pipistrelle), 1323 nucleotides long. NCBI's taxonomy places the organism in Eukaryota, Metazoa, Chordata, Mammalia, Chiroptera, Vespertilionidae. The record is from the annotation of a GenBank genome assembly.
AUGGGCGACCUGGAGCUGCUGCUGCCGGGGGAGGCCGACGCGCUGGUGCGGGGGCUCCGCAGCUUCCCGCUGAUGGAGACGGGCUCCGCAGGGUGGAACCAGCAGCAUGAAAACCUGGAGAAGCUGAACAUGCAGGCCAUCCUGGAUGCCACGGCCAGCGAGGGCGAGCCCAUCCAGCAGCUGCUGGUCACCCACGGGAAGGUCCCCACGCUGGUGCGGGAGCUGAUCGCCGUGGAGAUGUGGAAGCAGAAGGUGUUCCCUGUGCUGUGCAAACUGGAGGACUUCAAGCCCCAGAACACCUUCCCCAUCUACAUGGUGCUGCACCACGAGGCUUCCGUCAUCAACCUCCUGGAGACCGUGUUCUUCCACAAGGAGGUGUGUGAGUCCGCCCAGGACACCAUCAUGGACCUGGUGGACUACUGCCACCGCAAGCUGACCCUGCUGGCGGCCCGGAGCGGCCGCGGGGAGCCCCCGGAGGAGGAGGAGGCGGAGGACGUCCCUCCCAUGAAGGAGCUGCAGACGCAGGCCGAGCUGAUGGAGUUUGAGAUCGCGCUGAAGGCGCUCUCCGUGCUCCGCUACAUCACGGACUGCGUGGACAGCCUGUCCCUGAGCACCCUGAGCCGCAUGCUGAGCACCCACAACCUGCCCUGCCUCCUGGUGGAGCUGCUGGAGCACAGUCCCUGGACCCGGAGGGACGGAGGCAAGCUGCAGCAGUUUGAGGGCGGCCGGUGGCAGGCAGUGGCCGCCUCCGAGCAGCAGAAGAUGAGCAAGUUGGACGGGCAGGUGUGGAUCGCCCUGUACAACCUGCUGCUGAGCCCCGAGGCCCGGGCCCGCUACUGCCUCACGAGGUUCGCCAAAGGACAGCUGCUCAAGCUUCGGGCCUUCCUCACAGACAUUCUGAUCGACCAGCUGCCCCACCUGGCGGACCUGCAGGGGUUCCUGGCCCACCUGGCCCUGGCCGAGCCUCAGCCCCCUAAGAAGGACCUGGUGUUUGAGCAGAUCCCCGAAAUCUGGGAGCGGCUGGAGCGCGAGAACAAAGGCAAGUGGAAGGCCAUGGCCAAGCACCAGCUGGAGCACAUGUUCAGCCCCUCGGAGCACGACCUCCGGCAGCAGGCGCAGAGGUGGGCUGAGACCUACAGGCUGGACGUGCUGGAGGCCAUGGCUCCGGAGCGGCCGCGCUGUGCCUACUGCGGCGCCGAGGCCUCCAAACGCUGCUCGCGAUGCCAGAACGAGUGGUACUGCUGCAGGGAGUGCCAGGUCAAGCACUGGGAGACGCACCGGAAGGCUUGCGUCCAGGUGGCCCCGGGUGGCAGAGUGAAGUGA